AUGCCUCAUGUGCGUCUGCGAGAAUACAAAAGGCCCUCGAGAGACUAUGAAUUGGAAUACGUUGAAGUGAUUCAUCGCCAUCACAAACGAACACCAUACCAGUCAAAUACAUUCCCAGUGGAAUCUUAUCCCUGGAACUGCGAUGAUCAGGGCCUCUACUUCUACGGUCAGCCGAUCAAAGGUAGACAAAGCGCCAAUGCUUACUGGAAGGGAUACCAGAAUCCGAUAAAUCCAUAUGAGGUUUCGGGCUUCAAAGGCACUUGUGCCUUUCCACAGAUCAGCAAAGAGGGAUUGGACGACUCAUGGCAACAUGGACGCGAUUUGUACCGUGUGUACCAUGACCUUCUUCGCCUCAUUCCCAGGCGACUCGACUUGGAUAGAGUUUCCUUCCGAGUGACGACGAAUGUUAUUACGAGCCAAGUAGCUGGCAUGUUAAUUAAUGGGAUGUAUGGAAUCUCUGGCAAUGUGCCGCUCAAUGUUGAGUCUUCAUCAAUUGAUAGUCUCGAGCCAUCUUACUCCUGCCCCAGAGCUAGCAAUCUGUUCUCCGAAGCCAAGAGCCAACCAAACACAACCUGGGCUGCGCAUUUAUCUCGCACCAAAGAGCUCUUUUCCUCAUUGGAUUCAGUCUCUGGUGUUUCUCCUUCCGAUUCGGGGUGGCAUGCAAGUUUCGACCACUAUUUCGACAACCUUUCUGCUCGUCUUUGCCAUGCCAAGCCCCUUCCUUGCUCUAUCGAAGAUCCGACCAAAUGUAUUUCCAUGUCACAGGCCGAAACAGUAUUUCGUUUAGGGCAAUUCGAAUACUCAUAUAUAUAUCGUGAUGCACCGUCGUCCCUCGCUGCUAGCGCUGCUAGCCAAGGUGUCUGGAUUGCUGAGCUAGCACAGCAUUUACGCGACCAAAUCGCAGGCCAUGAUGGAAAGAUGCGCUAUAGACACAAUAUCGCGCAUGACGGGAGUGUUUCGCGGGUUCUUUCUAUUAUGCAACUUGAUCAGAUGGUUUGGCCUGGGAUGGGUGCUGAAAUAAUAUUCGAACUAUAUUCAAGGAAGCCAAAACAUGGCUGGGGUAACCGGAAACGACAGCAUUUCGUUCGUGUGCUUUUCGGCGGACAGGUCAUGCGCAGUUCAAAUCCGGAUUUGGGCGAGCUGGAUAUGAUUCCUGCUUCUAAACUGAUUGACUACUUUGAUGGACUAGUUGGGGAAAAAGCGAAAUUGGUCCCAGAUUUAUGCCAGAAAUGA
Molecule: messenger RNA, 1233 nt
Organism: Uncinocarpus reesii 1704
Lineage: Eukaryota; Fungi; Ascomycota; Eurotiomycetes; Onygenales; Onygenaceae
Exons: 3
Coding region: 1-1233 (410 amino acids)
Biological process (GO): dephosphorylation
Molecular function (GO): phosphatase activity
Source: RefSeq, a predicted model, not a curated record